AAGAAAGCCGCCCAGCUGUUUCUUUUUUGUUAUUCAACGAAUUUUGUGUGUACACAGUGGUCAUGGAAAGCAAUUUGUUUUCAAAAGGAAAGUCUAAAAACUGAAAAAAUUACUAAAAUGGAUUGGGAAUGCAGAGUGUGUGGCGAGCAGAUAUUUAUUUCCGAUCCGAAGAACAUCUUCGACAAGGAAAACUCGGAAAUACUUCUGAGAAUCAAGCAACUCACUGGCCUCGCGUUGAUGUUCAGUGAAAAUUUACCAAUGCAUAUUUGUUCCUGCUGUUUGCUGGACCUGAACCAGGCCGUAGUUUUCCGGGAUCGUUGCCUAAGAACGCAGAGGCGUCUGUAUAUGAAGACAGCAAGAGCACGCGAUGCCGAGAGGAAGUGGGGCGCCCAGGACCCACUGGAUGAACAUGUGCUGCCCACUGAUCCCUCCGGGGCGGAGGACAAGAAAUCACAAGUGUUAUGUGCAUCGGAUGCCAAAGAAGUAAAGAAAAUUGUCCCGAAUCCAAGAAGCGAUUACCCUCGUGUAGUAGUUAAGCGCUACCGCAUGCCAGUAGCAACCACGACUUCACCACAUUCUGAAACACAAAGCCACUCAAGGAACACUACUACAGAAUUAAAAGCAGAAGCAGACUUGCGGGAUAAACCUGGUCCACCAAAAAAGAAAAGAAGAAAAAGAAUUCCAUGUCCGGAGAAGAAAUAUGUGUGUGACCAAUGCGGGUGGGCCUUCAACGACCUGAGUAACAUGAAAGAUCACAAACUCCGACACUCGGAAAAACAAUUUGCUUGCGAUGAAUGCGGCUCGUACUUCUACACUUCUCGCCAGCUUAAAAUGCACGUUCGCGUCAAACAUAAGGGGGAGAAGCCUUUCCUCUGCAAAUACUGCGGUAUGGCCUUCAACAACAGUCCCAGUCGAUGCCGGCAUGAGCGGAGGUACCAUUCAAACGAUCUGCCAUACGUGUGCAAUUUGUGCAGCAAACGAUUUGUGAGCAAAGUGGGCCUGACAAAGCACGCAUUGCUACAUAAAGGAGGAGGAAACGGCAAACAUUACUGCGAAAUUUGCGACAAGGAGUUCAAGGAGGCCAUAUUUCUGAGAGGUCAUUAUUUGACCAAGUACCAUCGCACUAGGGCGAGCAUAUAUGAUGCCUGCGAGUACGAAGAAACAGACAAUGAAAUUGAUUUUGAUUUCACCGAAUCUAUUAUUAAUGAAUAAAACAAUCUACGACUUUUUUUGGCGCCAAA
This is a messenger RNA of Drosophila pseudoobscura, 1241 nucleotides long. RefSeq names its product transcription factor Ouib-like. Gene Ontology annotation, molecular function: DNA-binding transcription factor activity, RNA polymerase II-specific; zinc ion binding. Gene Ontology annotation, biological process: regulation of transcription by RNA polymerase II. Gene Ontology annotation, cellular component: nucleus. The record is from RefSeq and is a predicted model, not a curated record. NCBI's taxonomy places the organism in Eukaryota, Metazoa, Arthropoda, Insecta, Diptera, Drosophilidae. Bases 118 to 1212 code for a protein of 364 amino acids. The transcript is spliced from 4 exons.